This is a messenger RNA of Salvia miltiorrhiza (redroot sage), 1719 nucleotides long. RefSeq names its product probable polygalacturonase At1g80170. NCBI's taxonomy places the organism in Eukaryota, Viridiplantae, Streptophyta, Magnoliopsida, Lamiales, Lamiaceae. Gene Ontology annotation, molecular function: polygalacturonase activity. The transcript has 9 exons. Gene Ontology annotation, biological process: carbohydrate metabolic process. The coding region runs from base 95 to 1447 and encodes 450 amino acids. The record is from RefSeq and is a predicted model, not a curated record.
AGAUGAAAUUAAGUUGGAGGCAGUCCGAAUUGACACCACAUAGAUAUAUACAAUAAUGCUACGUUUCAUCCGUUUAUGAAAUUAAGUGGUGGAGAUGAAAACUGCUUCUUCUCCAAAAACCUUUUCUUUUUGUUUCAAAUAUUCUUUUCUUCACGUAUUGUUCAUCAUCCUUUAUUUUCUCUCAAACGCUGCAAAAUCAAAUGGUUUCGAUCCCAUAAUUCAGCUCCCUUCAUCUGGGCUCUCAAGAAACAGCAGCAGGCAAAAAACUGUAGUUCUAAAUAUUGAUAAAUUUGGUGCUAAAGGGGAUGGAAUCGCUGAUGACAGCAAGAUUCUGCAAGAUGUUUGGAAGGUUGCCUGUUCCGUAUCUUCUUCGCCAGCGAAAAUUGUUAUUCCUUCUGGGAAUUCUUAUCUAGUCAAUCCUACUAACUUUGGUGGGCCUUGCAAAUCAAAUGUGACCUUGAGAAUUUCUGGUACUGUCGUUGCACCACGAGACCCUGAGGUCUGGGAUGCUUUUGAUGCUCUUAAAUGGCUCUAUUUUCAUGAUGUGAACGACCUCACAGUAGAGGGGGGUGGAGUAAUCAAUGGUAUGGGUGAAAAAUGGUGGGAUCAAUCAUGCAAGAGAAACAAAUCACAUCCUUGCACCAAUGCACCAAGGGCUAUCACUUUCCACAAAUGCAACAACUUGAAAAUCAGGGACAUCACUUUGGUUGACAGCCAAAAGAAUCACAUGGUGUUCACUAACUGUAGGCAUGUUGCAGCUUCUCGACUCAGAGUUAUAGCACCAUCUGAUAGCCCUAACACCGAUGGGGUUCAUAUAAGUGAAUCAACACAGGUCCAACUCAAGGAUGCCACUAUCGCUACAGGAGAUGACUGUGUAUCCAUAGUUAGCAAUUCUACAAGAAUUAGUAUAAGCAAUGUCAUUUGUGGACCUGUUCAUGGUAUCAGUAUAGGAAGUUUGGGAAAAUCGAAUUCAUCGGCUAUGGUACAUGAUAUUGUUGUCGAUGGCGUGACUUUGUUUGAUACUGAGAACGGGGUCAGGAUCAAAACAUGGCAGGGAGGCAGCGGUUAUGCACAGAAGAUUAUCUUUCAGAACAUACUGAUGCAUAAUGUUUCUCAUCCCAUUAUAAUAGAUCAAUAUUAUUGUGACUCUUCAUCGCCUUGUGCAAACCAGACUUCAGCAGUGAGCAUCGACAGCAUCUCCUUCCGUAACAUCAGAGGCACAUCAGCAACAGAGGAGGCUAUCACAUUGUCAUGCAGUGAGAGCCAUCCAUGCAAGAGGCUAUACUUGGAAGAUAUUGAACUCGUGUCGUUGUCUGGGAAUACAAAGUCGUUCUGCUGGGAAGCAUACGGCAGAAGCUCAGGUAUGAUACACCCGCCUUCUUGCUUAUUGUCUGCAGAGAAUGUCUCUCCACAACAUCAAGUCCGAGUCAACAAGACUGCAGAGUGAUGAUGAACAUGCUUUCAUUUAAGCGUGGUAGCGAGGGGCAGGCUGCGUUUGAGAUGCUGCCCUCGAUGGUGUGGAUUUGUAGUUACAGUUUUCGAUUUUUGCCACUAUGAUUCGUUGAAGUUUGCUGUGAAUAUGGCUUUGUAUUCAUUUAAUCCGAGCUAUUUCUUUUAGGUUUGAACAUAUAGGUUGUUUAUGUCUUCUAUUUCUUUUAGGUUUGAACGUAUAAAUUGUAAAUUUGUGAUCUUUUUUCAAUAGCUCUAGCUCUCUCUCUC